AUGUCGGAUAUCUUAUUGGAUAGCUUAAAAAGAGAUAUAGCACCAGAACUAAAAGACUUUUUAAAGGAUGAUAUAGAGGGUGAAAAGACAGCGAAAGCGUUCCUUAAUGAGUUGUUGAUCAACUAUGAUUUGUUAUCUACCGAAAGCUACACUACGGUAAGCGAAACAAAUUCCAAAGGGAAGACAUUGAUGGAAGAAAUUGCAGAGCUAGACCAGCAACAGCGGUCCAUUGAUAUAAAGUUGGCAGGAAUUACCAACAAUAACACAGACUUGAUUAUCGAUAUAAACGACGAUUUAGCGAGUCUAAAGAAAGAAUUACAAGAAACAUAUCGCAACUCAGUUGAUUCGAUGCUCAAGCUCUCAGAUUUUGAGAGUCAUUCCACCAAACUUGAGAUAUCAAGCAACGAAAAAUCCCGACGUUCGAUUCGUAUUAAUGCCUCGAUAUUAUCAAACAUGGACUCCGUGUUGGACUUAUUGGAGUUGCCGACAUUAUGUAAAUUGUGUAUCUUGCAAGGAAAUUAUCAAGAGUCGCUAGAAAUUUCCAUGUUAGUGAAGACUUUAGUUAUCAGGUUUCCGAAGGUGGCAGUCUUCCAAAAGAUAUCAAAGCAGAUUCAGUUAGAAUUGAAGUUAAUGACAAAGGGUUUAGUCAGGCUAUUGAAUAAAAACUUGAGCCAGAAAAAUAUCUUAAAAAUAUUUCAAAUUCUUAAUAAACUUGAUUUGAAUAGUUUCUCGGAGGAAAGUGAUGAAUCCGAACAGGCGAAGCAAAUUCAAAAAGAUAAGUUCUUAAAGAUAAUAUACUUGAAUGCAAGGUUCAAAUUCAUCAUGAAUGAGUUAGCAAAUUUGGAGCCUUUGAUAAAAUAUAAUAAACUCACUUAUUUGAAGAGAUUAAUCGAAAUUUACAGAGAGUAUAUUUUCAGCUCCUUAUCAAUUUACUAUGCAAUUUUCAAUCCAGUUUCGAAGCUUCUCAACGAAAGAAGAGAAGGCGAAGACAGCAUCUUAAUAGGCCAAUUCGUUAAAAGCUUAGUGUCUAUUCUUUCUCAAAAUUUGAUCAAAUUUUUACCGGAAAUUCUCCAUCCUGGGGACUCAGAUGAAAUAAACGGGGUAGACGAAAUGGAUGACGUUGAUAGACAAGGGCAAAAAGACGGCUUAAUUUUACAAAUAAUGUAUCUAUGUAAUUCAUUGGCCAAAUUUAAUGUGGAUUUUGAGUGUGCUAUAGUCCUGGAAAUAUAUUACAAACAUAAACUUAUAAGUGAAGAUGACUGGUUAAGGAAUUUAGCAAAAGUCAAAAACUUUAAAAGCUAA
This is a messenger RNA of Priceomyces carsonii, 1302 nucleotides long. Its product is annotated as Golgi transport complex subunit. The transcript has a single exon. The record is from RefSeq and is a predicted model, not a curated record. Gene Ontology annotation, biological process: intra-Golgi vesicle-mediated transport; cytoplasm to vacuole targeting by the Cvt pathway. NCBI's taxonomy places the organism in Eukaryota, Fungi, Ascomycota, Pichiomycetes, Serinales, Debaryomycetaceae. The coding region runs from base 1 to 1302 and encodes 433 amino acids. Gene Ontology annotation, cellular component: COG complex.